Molecule: messenger RNA, 345 nt
Organism: Penicillium soppii
Lineage: Eukaryota; Fungi; Ascomycota; Eurotiomycetes; Eurotiales; Aspergillaceae
Exons: 2
Coding region: 1-345 (114 amino acids)
Source: RefSeq, a predicted model, not a curated record
AUGGUUAUCCAGCUUCCUUCGACCCCCGCCGGCUGGCUCUUUGCCGGCCUCGCUCUUCUCGAUAUCCCCAUCCAAUCCUGUCAAAUCAUCAAUCCCAAAGAUAAUGUGCGGAACUUUGAAGUCAGUCCCAUUCUUGGCAAGGCUCUUGCCGUGCUUUUGGUAGCAAUGAACGCAUACGACCUCACUUCGGCUGUCAACAAUAACCUGACAUUCCUGUGGAUCUCGUUUGCCGCAAGGGUUACGAUGGUCCUCGUGUUUCUUCAGGCGGGCGGGGCGUGGCGGAAGCGUGCUGUGAUGCCAGGGGUAUUGACAAGUCUGAUCUUCGUGGCGCUCUGCAUGUCCUAG